This is a messenger RNA of Aphanomyces astaci, 3263 nucleotides long. RefSeq lists its product as hypothetical. The transcript has 2 exons. Bases 957 to 3107 code for a protein of 716 amino acids. NCBI's taxonomy places the organism in Eukaryota, Oomycota, Saprolegniomycetes, Saprolegniales, Verrucalvaceae. The record is from RefSeq and is a predicted model, not a curated record.
UUGCCGUUUCAUUCACAUCCUGAGAGGACCUGUGAUAGUCUAUAUUUGAACCGACCUCUUAGAAUCGUUGACCUGAAAUAGUGUCUACGAACCGUGGGUCGGAGGAGUACGCAUUUGGAAAUCGGCGCGCUGGAGUGUAGGCCGCCCGACGCAUGGAGCCGGGUACGAAUGGUGGGUAUACGACUGGACUCGCGUCGUCCGAAGUGCCAUCCCCUGCCAAAGCAACGCGGUCCAGGAGGAAACACGACGACGAAGUGGAUCAUCGGUAUACCAGCCGCAAACGAGGCCGACGCGAGAAAGAUUCGGACGGGGCACCACCUCCAAAGUACCUGGACGAACCGCGCGACCAGUACCGAUCCGCGGUUGGAGACAAAAUUGACCCCGCGUCCAAUGGAAAUGCGACGGCGGCGGCGGCUGUACCAGUUCAACCUGGCACGGUGCUGUUCCUGACUCAUCCCGGCCGCGAAGACAUAUCCAGUGGCAAGUCGUUGCUCGAGCUGAUGCGUCGGUCCAGUCGGCAAAAGCCCAAGCGCCGAGACGACCCUCGAACGGAAGAGGCGUACUUUGCUGUGCAUGACACGGUGAUGGUCCCCCAAGGUCUCGUGGACAAGAUCGACGUGCGACUAAAAGACGACGUUGUGGCCAAGAUUGUGGUCGACCACACGAACAACUGGAUCAAACUGAGCAGUUUUGGGCACAGUCGCGAGUUUAUGCAGAACCUCACGCAAGUCGUCCAGCCGCGAUACCCGUGCAACUACCCCACCCUCCUCGACGAAGUGCUGGUGUCGUUUCUAUUUCAACGGCCCGAGGUAUGUAGUUUGUUACCAUCUAGUGUCAUCGUGACUCAACGCGUGUUCCGUGAGUAGUACGCCGAGACGCUGCUCAAGCCGUUGAUUCAACGGCUCACCCACAGCAACGAGCCCGUGACCGCCGACAAGCACCCCCUUACGACCGCCAUGCGGGUCCACAUUGGCCUGCUCAGACGGCGCGGGCUUGGACACGGCCCCACGGCGCUGUCCACCCGCCACCAAAUCACCACCCUAGCGAUUGUCAAGACCCUUUUCGAAGGCAACGACGGCAACCUGCUGCUGAACCCGUGGAUCUUAGCCUGUUUACACGACUGCACGGACGAGUUGCUGCACGUGGUCGUGGCCAAGCUCACCAACUCCAUCACGUACUUGGCGCUCAUCCAGCCGGAACCGCACAACCUCGAGUGGCUGCGCAUGUGGCAGAACGAGUCCUGGGACGUCCCGAACGCCGACGUCCAAGUGGAGGCGCUGCUCCGCCUCGAACGCCACGACAAGUUUGGCGGCGGCGGCGUCGUGGGGGCGUUCCAUGCCGCCGUCGUGCGCGAAGCGCUCAUUCGAUUUGGAUAUGCCCCGCAAGGCGACUUUCACCUGUUUGCCGACGCGUUUCAAACGUUUUUCCAACUCGCAACCCCCACGCAGAGCUUUCCGCUUCUCGAUGACACGGUGCACAAGUACCCGCCGCCGUACCCCAACGACGCCUCGUACAAGCACCCGGUGGUGGCCCUGCUCGGGCUGUUCCAGCAGACCAUGCCACGUGGAGGCCGGUGGUGGUUUGUCGGCCAUCUGUGGCCAUUCCUCCUUGAACGGCAUGUGGACACCGCCACACUCCGCCUUGUCUUUCAAGAGUACGUGCUGGGGCUGGUGUUUGGUCCCGAAGAAGACGCAGACCGGACGCGCCCCCUGCUGCUGGACAUGCACGCAACGGUGGACUUUCUAGACGCGUUCAACAGCGUCACAGCUGCCACGUCAGCCCACGUCUUCGACGUGUGGACGCAAGUGUGGACAGACCCAUCGUUCGACGUUCCCGUCCCAGUUGUCCUCACCAUGAUAUGUGUGGCAGUGGGCCUGCAGCACGGGCAGUGGCACACGGCAGCGAAACGUGCCGUCGUCAACAGCUUCUCUGACCUCGCCGCCGCCGUCGGCAGUCAGUGCUUUGCAUCUGUGGUGGCUCAAUCUGCGACAACGUUGGGUCCCCUUUCGUGGUUGUUGCACGCGGUGCUUUUAGGCGACCUCGCGUCAUCCGUGGCGAUCCCCACGUGCCACCAAGUGCUGCUCCAUGUGGCCGACAAACCGUCAUGGACACGCCUGGUGCAGCGGCUUUUGGUCGUGGCGCUGGUGGCCGUCCGUGAUGAUGUCUCUUGUCCGGCAUCCACGCCGACGUUUUACGAUUCCACCACCAGCGCCAUGGUGCCGUUUCCACUGCGUGCGUCGUCGUCGAACACCAACACUCGUAGCCCUCACCCGAUGGUGUAUCGCCUCCAGGUGUUGACUGCAUUGAUCCAAGACAUCCGGCACCCCCCUUCUGCCCUCUUUGUUCGCCGGCAACUCGUUUCCGCAACGUGCUUUGAGUCGCUUCUCGACUUGGCUUCUUCUACCCGACAGGACGUGGCCCUCCAUGCGCUGAGGCUGCUGGGGGAGCUUGCCCCAACCUCGUCACAUGACAUCGAGUCGUCGUCGCCGUUUGGCCAAGACACAGUCGUCCACGUCCUCGUGCGGCUAGUCAGUUUGCGGCAAUGCCAAGUGGCCGCCGCGGCGCUGGCGCUUCUGGACCGCUUGGCGACCGUUUACGAUGGGUUCGUGUCCGCCGUCCUGCUCGAUCAGUGCGCCGCGCUUGACGUGCCGACCAUCGUACAACUCACAAACGUGACCAAGCGGAGGUUGAGACGGUCUCUGGAAGGCAGUUGUUGGAGGGAUGUCGUCCAGUUUAUCGACCGGCAGUUCCUCUUGGGCAUGGCCGGCUCGUGGCAAGACGCGUCAGCCCAACACGUCGCGCUGCUCAUGCUGCGGCAUCUGUGCCACGUGGACCUCCGUCGCGAGUGGUCGCGGCUGAUCUGCCUCGGGAUUCGAACGCUGGAGUCAUCCACGGAGCCGCUCUGCCUCAUCCAGCUCGACAUUGUGCUGUGGAUCGUGUCACACGAUCAACGCCACCAGUUCCGCGCCGAAUUCGAGCACGCCAAUGCGCAUCAGCAGGUGGAGAGAUUGCUGUCGCUGCCGCAGUGGCAUGUUCCUUCGAUAUUGGCCAUGGCGCACCAGGCGUUGAAAGGCUUAGACUGUUAUAUGGCAGCACGCGAGAACUAGUAAUCACAAGGUCAUUUGCUGCUGUGUAGGUAGCACUGUAACUACUUGUGUUGGGAUUGUUGAGAGGUCAAAUUAUAUUAUUAUCGUUGCCUGCACUAGGUAUUUGUAUGGACUAUACACACGAGAUUUUAAAAAAAUCAAAUGCAUUCCGUUAGC